AUGCUCCUGCGGUUGGCGGUGUACGUCGAUGACGCGCACUCCCCCAUCGCACUCGAGGAGGCGGAAGUCAGUGUAUACAACAUGCCUGACCUUUUCUUGUACCUGGAGAAUACGCUGCGGCGUCGCCCGCGGCUUAUCUCGUACUGGAAUGUGGAGCGUGAGCGCUACGAGCUCCUGACGUCGCUGCAGUGCUUAGUGCACCAUCUCGGCGACGACGAGUCUCUGCGUGGGGGGGAUGCUGGUGCUGUUGCUGUGCCUGCGCAUCUGUGGGUGGAAACACGGCCGCCGCGAUUAGACCCUGUCGACCCCGAGAUUGACGCUGAAGAGUACGCGGAGCUCAAAGACCAUGUGCAGCGUUGGGCGGGGAAUAGAUUUAUCACAUAUUCACUCCUGAACGCCCUGCGCGUGACGGACCCAUGUAAGGAGCGGCUGUUCGACCACGAGCGGUGCACACAAGUGAGCGGUGAUCCUGAGCGCGUAGAGCUCCUCUACUACACGAACAACUCACUUAGCAGCAGCGAGGUGAUGCAGAGGGGGUUUGACCUGGGUGGGGAAAACAGGCGUUUUUCCACACCACUGAAGAGUCCUCCGGGGGCAUCAGGUGUGAGUACGGAGCAUAAGCAGCAGCCCUUGUUCGUCUUUGCUUCCUCCAUGGCCGAUAAGAAUGACAAGGAGAUCUUCUCAACAGAGCCACACAAAGUUCUCCUCUGCGAGGUUGCGCUGGGCCGAGCAUGGCCAUGUGACAUUCCACUCGCGAGGAAUCCCAGUGCACCGCCGGAGGGCUACGACAGCGUGUGCUACCGUGAAGAGAGAGAAAAUGGCUUUAUGGUGAAGACUGUGCGCGUGGGGAAGAACCACCAGGCACUAGCGCGCUAUGUGCUGACACUUGUUGGGAAGAAAUCUGAUCGGCGCAGAGAGGCGUUUCGUAGUGUCCGAUUUGGUUCCACGCCUGACGCUAAUGGCUCUAUUACGUCUGCGCCACAUGCAUCUCGAAGGACGUCAAGUGCCAGUGGCAGGACGUCUGUACUUAUGAAGGCACCAAUGGCGCAGGAGCCCUUGCGUCGCUCGGGCUCCGCACCUAUCGUCAGCGGCGGCACUGGGCGGCGAGAGCAUUCCUUGCUGCUUCCGUCCGCCGUGACGUGUGUGGUGCACAACGGUUCACUGCUGGGGCUGUGGUGCUCGACGUGUGGCCACAUGAUAUGCCCGUACUGCGCCUCUGUUGGUGAACACAGAAGGCACGAGGUGUCGGAUGUGGAGGUUGUGGCGGAUGAGGUGCGGCGGAAGGUGCAGGAGAUGUGUCAUGAUCUCUCCAUUCAGCUGGACAACUACCAGCGCGUCCAGUCUCAGCUCCAGGCGGAGCAGGUGCAGCUGCAGCAGAAGCGCAAGGAGGCGGUAAACGCGGUGGAAACGACAAUUUCAGAUCUCCACACUCUUCUCGACGCCAAAAAGGAGGAGUGGCUGGCUCGAAUUCAGCAGCAGACGCACUGCCUGGACGAUCCUUUAGUGGAAGUUAACCGUGUCGUGCAGGAAUACGAGAACGUCAUCGCACCGCUUGAGGGCUCGUGGGAUGAGGCUUCUAGGCGGUUGACGUCACUCACGGAGGUCACGGGGCAUGCGCCUACGACUGCUGCCAGCGUGGCGUAUUUGAUGGAAGCACCGAAACUUCUGGAGGAGGGGCACCGCUUCGUUGCGCAGCGCCACGAUGCUGCCCUGGAUCUUGCAAUCAACGCAGCAAAACAACUUCGCGCGAGCGAGGCAACACUUUUCCACAUUGACUCCAGUGCCGUGCGGCAGAGUAUUGAAGGACUUAUCCCUACAAACGGCGUCCGUGCUGCCAACGCCUCAGCAAUGAUGGCGAUUACAGGUCGCAGUGGUCGAUAUACUCGCCUCUCUACCUCUGUGGGUAGAUCAGCCACCGGAAAACUCAAUCGACGCCAGGCGUUGACGCCUGCGCUAGUAUCUUCACCAUCGCUGUUGCUGGAAUCGGGCGGAAAGAUAGAUGAAUGGUCGUGUGAUGAUUACUCUGAUACCGCACUAGACCCAGCAAGCCGACGGUUGCUGCUACAGCGACUCUCCGACUUGCGUAAAGGGUAUCUGUGGUGUGUGCAUGACGCGAACAAAUACUUUCAUCCCGGCCAGCGCCAAGCUGUCUGUUCCAGGGCGUUCAAAUUGCUGGGCGUGCAAUGGGAGCUGCGAAUUCAGGCCAGAGAUGCUACAUCGGGUAGCAGCACACCCCCAAAGCAGAUGACAAGAAAUGAUGUGGAUGAGGCUGUUGGAAUUUUUCUUUUCCCUGUUGGCCACACGUUGCGGGUGGAUUUUCGCAUCUGCAUCUUCUCUGCCGUGGCGUGGGCAGAGUGGAAGGUGUCAGGGUGGGCGGCGUCGUUCGUGGGCAAAGGGUGGGGCGUGUACCCGCUGCUGCCGCGUCGGGAGCUGAUGCAGACGGACCGUCUUGCGUGGGAGAACACCCUGAAGAUAUGCAUCGCGCCCACCAGUGGCGUCUACUAG
Messenger RNA from Trypanosoma grayi, 2505 nucleotides. RefSeq lists its product as hypothetical. Bases 1 to 2505 code for a protein of 834 amino acids. Gene Ontology annotation, molecular function: zinc ion binding. NCBI's taxonomy places the organism in Eukaryota, Euglenozoa, Kinetoplastea, Trypanosomatida, Trypanosomatidae. The record is from RefSeq and is a predicted model, not a curated record. The transcript has a single exon.